Messenger RNA from Chenopodium quinoa (quinoa), 1469 nucleotides. Its product is annotated as glutaredoxin-C11-like. Lineage: Eukaryota; Viridiplantae; Streptophyta; Magnoliopsida; Caryophyllales; Amaranthaceae. The coding region runs from base 927 to 1235 and encodes 102 amino acids. The record is from RefSeq and is a predicted model, not a curated record. The transcript has a single exon.
UGAUUUGAUGACUCUUGAAUGUCAACUUGAUAUAUUCAUGGAGAAUAUGCUAAAUGAUGAAAGAUUUCAAGGUUUAAAUGACCUUAAUUCUCUUUCUAUGAUGCUUGUUAAAACUAAUAAGCAUAAGACUUUUCCUCUUAUUCAUUUGCUUAUCAAGUUGAUGUUGAUUCUUCCGGUUGCCACGGCAAGUGUUGAAAGAGUCUUUUCCGCAAUGACAUGUGUAAAAAAUAAGUUGCGAAAUAGCAUGGGUGAUCAACUUAUGAAUGAUUGUUUGGUCACUUUUAUUGAGAAGGAUGUCUUCUUAAGAGUUUCCGAUGAAAAAGUUGUUGAACGCUUCCAAAAUAUGAAGACUCGAAGGAUGAAAGCGUAAUUUUAAUGUAAUGUUUAUGUAAUUUUUUUCAUCAUUUUGAAUUGUAUGACUAAGUAUGUUUUUUAUUUUGAAAUUUUAAUACUAAGUAUUAACCAAUUUGUGUGUUUGAGUUAUUUUUUGUUUUUAUUUUUUGUUAAGUUAUUUGUAAGUUAAGCAUUUUGUCCCCCCGAAUUGAAAAUCCUGGAUCCGCCACUGUAUCCAUAUGACCAUAUAUUCUCUUGCAAGAAUUUCUUCCUUUACAUCUUUUCCAAUUAUAUUACUAUAAUUUUUUUUUUAUUUUUUUUUUUGAAAGAAUUAUAUUACUAUAAUUAUUCACAUUUGUUCCCCCCUUUAUUUAAAUUUAUUAUUUUUUUAAAAAAAAAAAAAUCUUUUUCUACAAUAAAAAAAAUGCAAUCCAUCAAUCUAUCCUGCCUAUCCAUCCCUAUAAAUUGGCUAACACAACUCAAUUCUACACAUCUUCUACUAACCAAGUAAAUACAUUCAAUAGUUUUCAACUCUCAACUUCCCUUCUAACAAAACAAAAAACCUCAACUCCUUUAUUUUCAAAGAAAAUAUAAUGGAUAGAGUAAAUGAGCUAGCAAAAUCUAAGGCAGCUGUAAUUUUCACAAAGAGCUCAGACUGCAUGAGUCACAGCAUCAAGUCCCUCUUCUACGAGCUAGGAGCUAGCCCGGCAGUAUACGAAAUCGACCGUGAUCCUAGAGGACGAGAGCUCGAGAUGGCAUUGCAGAGACUAGGGUGUAAGCCUACAGUCCCUGCAAUCUUCAUCGGUGGCAUGUUCGUGGGAUCGGCUAAGGAUGUUCUUGCUGCCCAUCUUACUGGCUCUCUUAAAGACAUGCUCAUUGCUGCUAAAGCUAUUUGGUUUUAGCAAUAUACACAUCCUAAAACAAGGAUGUAUAUAUGUACUUUUCUCAAUUUUUUUUUUUUUUUUUUUGAAUGGAUGAAAUUUAUGGCCUCCAGUUUGAAAAGAGCUGAGCUAGCGAGCGCAGUGCAGCAUUUUUCGAGGGCUUUUCGUUUUUUGUAAGGCCUUGAUACAUAGCUGCAUUUUGUGAAUAACAAUGUAAUGUAACAAAAAGAGAAUUAUGAAGUAAGGCUUCAGAGA